Molecule: messenger RNA, 1742 nt
Organism: Enhydra lutris kenyoni (northern sea otter)
Lineage: Eukaryota; Metazoa; Chordata; Mammalia; Carnivora; Mustelidae
Product: neuraminidase 4
Exons: 4
Coding region: 303-1742 (479 amino acids)
Biological process (GO): ganglioside catabolic process; oligosaccharide catabolic process
Cellular component (GO): cytoplasm; membrane; lysosome
Molecular function (GO): exo-alpha-sialidase activity
Source: RefSeq, a predicted model, not a curated record
UGGGAUGGUGAGCCCCCAGAUCCAAGCACUGCAGGGUGGACAGAGGAGCCCUGUGUGGCCCUGGUUGGGCCCUCCCCACUGUGGCCCGGCACCACCCCUCUCCUCACUGCACUAAAGCCACACAGCUGGCGGGGGUGGGGGGUCCGAGCCUGGGUCCUGAUGCAGCCCUGGGACCCUGCCAGCUCUGGCUUCGGCCGACACAGCCGGCUGGCCCUUGUCUCCACUCUGCUUCCUGGGUUGGAGAAGCAGGCACUCCUGUGUUGCCCCACAGCCGUUCUUUAGCCUCCCCGUGGUGCCCGAACAUGGGGGCCCCACGUGUCCCCGAGCGGACUGUGCUCUUCCAGCGCGAGAGGAGCGGCCUGACGUACCGUGUGCCCGCGCUGCUGUCUGUGCCCCCUGUGCCCACCCUGCUAGCCUUUGCGGAGCAGCGGCUCAGCCCUGAUGAUGCCCAUGCCCACCGCCUGGUGCAAAGGAGCGGCACGCUGGCUGGGGGCUCUGUGAGGUGGGGUGCCUUGCGUGUGCUGGCGACAGCGGCCUUGGAGGAGCACCGGUCCAUGAACCCCUGCCCGGUGCAUGACGCCCACACGGCUACCAUCUUCCUCUUCUUCAUCGCGGUGCGGGGCCACACGCCCGAGGCCACGCAGAUCGCCACCGGCAGGAACGCCGCUCGCCUCUGCUGCGUGACCAGCCGGGACGCGGGGCGCAGCUGGGGCGCGGCCAGGGACCUCACGGAGGAGGCGGUGGGCGGCGCAGAGCAGGACUGGGCCACAUUUGCCGUUGGCCCGGGCCACGGCAUCCAGCUGCGCUCCGGCCGCCUCCUGGUGCCGGCCUACACCUACCGCGUGGACCGGAGGGAAUGCUUCGGCAGGAUCUGCAGGACCAGCCCCCAUGCCUUCACCUUCUACAGUGACGACCACGGUCGCACCUGGCAUCGUGGAGGCCUUGUGCCCAACCUUCGCUCGGGCGAGUGCCAGCUGGCUGCGCUAGACGGUGGGCAGGCGGGCGGCCUCCUCUACUGCAACGCCCGGAGUCCCCUGGGCAGCCGCGUGCAGGCACUCAGUACAGAUGAGGGUGCCUCCUUCCUGCCCGGGGAGCUCGUGCCGGCACUGGCUGAGACCGCCUGGGGCUGCCAAGGCAGCAUCCUGGGCUUCCCUGGCCCGCUCCACUCUCUAAGGGUUGAGAGAUGGUUGGCAGGUGCCAGGAACCACCCCCAGUCCCCACGCCUCUGUCCCGGAGUCUGGCAACCCUCAGAGGAGGGUAUUACAGACACCCAAGGGGACCAAGGGCUCAGCGGGAUGGAGGGAUGUAGGUCCAGCCCUCAGGAGCCUGGCCUGGGGCCUGGGCUCAGUGGGACCAGGGGCGCCUGGGCCCCAAGACUCCCUUGGCUCCCUGCUACCCUGUCUCAGAGCCCCACCUGGCUCCUGUAUUCCCACCCGGUGGGACGCAGGGCUCGGCUCCACAUGGGAAUCCAUUUGAGCCGGUCCCCCCUGGACCCCCACAGCUGGACGGAGCCCUGGGUGAUCUAUGAGGGCCCCAGUGGCUACUCUGACCUGGCCUCCAUCGGUCCCACCCUCAAGGGAGCCCUGAUCUUUGCUUGUUUGUAUGAGAGUGGGGCCAGGGUCUCCUACGAGGAGAUCUCCUUCUGCAUGUUCUCCCUCGCUGAGGUCCUGCAGAAUGUGCCGGUGGGCCCCAAACCUCUCAGCCGCGGGGGUAAGCCUCAGGAGCGCUGCCGGCCUUCCUGA